AUGGUAUCGGCGGUUGCCGAAACCCUGCUGCAGAAGUUUAAGCUAGGGCCCAGCAAGGAAGGUGCCAUCGUAGCCUGUGCGUUUGCCGGGGGACUCCUCGGUGGCUACGGUCUUGGUGGUCUUGGCUACGGCGGCUACGGCCUCGGAUACGGCGGCGGCUUGGGAUACGGCGGAGGCUACGGCGGAGGCUACGGCGUCGGGGGUGCAGGCCUUGGAGGCGUAGGCGUCGGCAGCAGCGUCGCUCUACUUAGCGGAGGACCUCCAUUUGCCAAGGCCGUGGCCGGACCAGCUUUCUUGGUAAGGACGGUUCACCACGUCAACAAAGUCAGCGGCGGAGGAGCCCUUCUCGCUCACUCUGGCCUCGGCGGUGGGUACGGAGGCGCCUACGGAUAUGGCGGAGGCUACGGAUACGGAGGUGGCUACGGCUAUGGUGGUGGCUACGGUGGAUAUGGAGGCGGCUACGGCUAUGGUGGUGGCUACGGUGGAUACGGCUACAAGGGCUGA
Dermacentor silvarum is the source of this 504-nucleotide messenger RNA. RefSeq lists its product as uncharacterized. The transcript is spliced from 2 exons. The record is from RefSeq and is a predicted model, not a curated record. NCBI's taxonomy places the organism in Eukaryota, Metazoa, Arthropoda, Arachnida, Ixodida, Ixodidae. The coding region runs from base 1 to 504 and encodes 167 amino acids.